AUGUCAAUAUCAGUUGAGAGUAACAAUCUUAGUUUUGUUAACGAUUUGAAUCCUGGGAAAGAUAUGUGGAACAUGAAAGCAAGAAUUGUUCGAAAAUGGAAUCAGGGUUACAAGAUGGAUCUCAUCUUCAUUGAUGAAAAGAUUCAAGCAGGUAUUAAGAGUCAUCUGAUACCUAUUUUUGAUGGACAACUUCAAGAAGAUGCUGUUGUGAUUCUGUCGAAAUUUGGUGUUGGUGAGAAUAAAGAUUUAUAUAAAGUAGUAGUGAAGCCUUAUAAAAUCAACUUUUAUAGAUGCACAACUGUUACUCCUGUGAGAUAUUGGCAAGGUGUUGAGUAUGGUUUCAACUUCAGAGCUUAUGAAGAUAUUCUUCAAGGAGAGGCGUUAAACACUUUGAGUGUUGAUGUUGCUGGAUCUGUGAUUUGUUGUGGAGAUCUUGAAAUCUUUGAUCGACCUCCAAAGGAGACUAAGAAGAUGAAUUUCGAUAUUGAAGACUUGGAGGGUAAGGUUUUGCGGUGUACUGUGUGGAAUAAUUAUGCUCUGCAGAUUAAGGACUUCAUUUCUAAAAUCCCACCUCAUGAGCAUGUGAUGGCUGUUAUACAACAUGGAAAGUCUAAGGAAUGGAAAUGUGAAUAUACUGUUCAAAGUGAUAAGUUUGCAACACGAUUUUUUCUGAAUGAAGAACGAGCUAAGGAGGAGUUUGGACAAGGGAGUGGUUCUACUUCUCAAACAAUACUAUCGUCUCAGAGUGUUUUUCCAUUGCAUAAAGAAUUUGUAACUGAUGGUGUGAAGAAACAUGUUGAUGAGAUUAGUGAGAUAGAAAAGAAUGUUGAAAAUGUUUCAGAUGAUAUUGUUCGAUUACCUGCGACUUCUUUGGUUUGUCCCAAAGGUCAUAGUGGAUGUACAUCGAUCACCACAAAGUUCAAGAUGCAAGUCCGGGUGCAGGAUGAGAGUGGUAGUGUUUCUUUUGUUAUGUUUGAUAGAGAUGUUCAAAAGCUUCUUAGAUUAGUGGCGAGUGACAUAAGAGAGAGGCAGGUUAAGGCCAAUGAUACUGGAUUCCCUCAUGAGAUAUUUCGAUUGGUUGAUAAGAAGGCUGCUUUUAAGAUUGAUGUUUCAGAGUUCAAUCUUAAAAAUGACUAUCGUGUUUAUACUGUGCAAAAAACAUGUGAUGAUCUAGUAAUAAUUGCUACGUUGGUUGGUGGAGAUGGUAAUGGUGAUGAAAAUACUAAUGAGGUUACUCAAGAGGUAGCUGACGUUAAAGAUGUUAACCUUUCAGAAUAUUCCCAGGUGUCUGCUGAACGAACUUCAAGUGAUGUUGUCUCUGUUACGGCUGACUCUUCAGCUGUUGAAGUUGAAAAGGAUUCUGGAUCAAGUCCCAAUGGAAAGCGGAUCGCUCAAGAUGCUGAUAUUGUUAACGUUGGUGAGUUAUACACUAAUGUGAGAAGAACCCGGAAGAAGCUGACUAAGGCGUAG
This is a messenger RNA of Helianthus annuus (common sunflower), 1470 nucleotides long. RefSeq lists its product as uncharacterized. Bases 1 to 1470 code for a protein of 489 amino acids. The transcript has 10 exons. The record is from RefSeq and is a predicted model, not a curated record. Lineage: Eukaryota; Viridiplantae; Streptophyta; Magnoliopsida; Asterales; Asteraceae.